Molecule: messenger RNA, 1100 nt
Organism: Perca fluviatilis (European perch)
Lineage: Eukaryota; Metazoa; Chordata; Actinopteri; Perciformes; Percidae
Gene: pno1
Product: partner of NOB1 homolog
Exons: 7
Coding region: 111-857 (248 amino acids)
Cellular component (GO): nucleolus
Molecular function (GO): RNA binding
Source: RefSeq, a predicted model, not a curated record
GACGAUGCUGUUUGGGUCCCUUUUCGUUGCACGAGGACACCCACAUGUCUCUGUAACCACAGUCUACCUCACUUUUGACUGUUAAAUUUGAUAUAAAACUAAUUUCAGACAUGGACACUGAUAAAAAUACAACCCCAGACGCUGGCGCUACCAUGGAGACUAAAGAUGACACGGAGUCUUUCACAAAAGUAAAGUCUAGAAAGACUCAGAAACGAAAACGUGAACAAGACGGAGUGGACAUGGACACAGAGGGGCCCGUGGCAAGCAAGCGGCCGCAGUUUCCACCAAUUUCAAGCGACAAAUUAAGGGGACCAGAUGAGAUGCGCAAAAUCGCCGUCCCAGCUCACAGAUAUACCCCACUGAAGGAAAACUGGCUGAAGAUUUUCACCCCCAUUGUAGAGAACCUACAGCUUCAAGUUAGAUUCAAUCUCAAAACUAGGAAUGUUGAAAUCAAAACAUGCAAAGAAACACAGGACAUUGGCUCGCUCACAAAAGCAUCCGAUUUUGUUAAAGCGUUUGUUCUGGGAUUCCAGGUUGAAGAUGCCCUAGCUCUCAUCAGAUUAGAUGAGCUUUUCCUAGAAAGCUUUGAUGUCACAGACGUGAAACCUCUGAAGGGAGACCACUUAUCCAGAGCCAUCGGAAGAAUAGCAGGGAAGGGAGGAAAGACUAAAUUCACCAUUGAAAAUGUUACAAAGACUCGCAUUGUGCUUGCAGAGACAAAAGUUCACAUAUUAGGGUCUUUUCAGAAUAUCAAGAUGGCCCGUACAGCAAUAUGCAACUUAAUCUUAGGAAGUCCACCUUCAAAGGUCUACGGUAACAUCAGGGUGGUUGCUAGCCGGACUGCCGAGAGAUUCUGAAGUCUUGAUUGGCUGCUGUGUGUAUUUAUCUUUUCCCUGUUGGCUGGUGGAAUUCCCACAUUGAUCUGUGACCAUUGACUCCCUCUUGGACUGACACCUCAGAUUUCUCUGCUAUGACCUCAUGAAUUAAGCUGACACGUUUUUGGAUCAGUUGACCCAAACACAAGGCAAAAUCAUGAUGCAUGCAUAAACAGAGUUCACUUGUAUUAGUUUAUGUAAAUAAAUAAUUUCAAUCCACAUUAA